GUGCGAUAUCAAAUCACAUUGUUCGUUACUUGCGAACAAGAAACACAUCUAUUUUGUUACCAUGAAGACGCUGGUUUUUUUCCUUUGCCUCGUGUUGGCGGUGCUGGCCGACGAAAAAUACGAGACGAUCAACGAAGACUUUGAUGUGGCCCAAGUUCUCGAAAACGAGAGGCUUUUAAAUUCGUACGCUAAAUGUUUGCUCAACAAAGGCCCUUGCACGCCCGAAGUGAAGAAAGUUAAAGAUAAAUUGCCCGAAGCUCUUGAGACACACUGCGCUAAGUGCACCGACAGACAAAAGGCAAUGGGCAAGCAACUGGCACAAGAGGUCCAGAAACGCUAUCCCGAUCUAUGGAAAGAACUCGUAGCUUUGUAUGACCCUGAAGGAAAAUAUCAAGACGCUUUCAAAGAAUUCCUGGCGAACUAAAAAUGAUUAACAUUAAAUAAAAGUCGACUAUGACACAA
Messenger RNA from Manduca sexta (tobacco hornworm), 462 nucleotides. RefSeq names its product allergen Tha p 1 (gene CSP13). The record is from RefSeq and is a predicted model, not a curated record. Lineage: Eukaryota; Metazoa; Arthropoda; Insecta; Lepidoptera; Sphingidae. The transcript is spliced from 2 exons. The coding region runs from base 62 to 424 and encodes 120 amino acids.